AUGUGUUUCGGCAGCACCAAAGGAGAUGCGAGCUAUGAUCCUUAUAAUUCGCGCAAAGUAAAUAAACGUAAAAAUCGGUAUGGGAAUGGUGGGAGUGCGGGGGUGCCGGUUUAUGUUGGAGGUGAUUCGGGGAAUGCAGGCGGGGGAGAUGGAGGAGGAGGGUGGUUUGGAGGGGACGGCGGAGGCGGAGGUGGGGGUGGAGGAGAUGGAGGAGGGGGAGGCGGCGGCGGAGGAGGGGGAGGAGGAGAUGGUGGAGGUGGUGGUGGUGGUGGAGGUGGAGGAGGAGGGGCGUAA
Mollisia scopiformis is the source of this 294-nucleotide messenger RNA. RefSeq lists its product as uncharacterized. NCBI's taxonomy places the organism in Eukaryota, Fungi, Ascomycota, Leotiomycetes, Helotiales, Mollisiaceae. The transcript is spliced from 2 exons. The record is from RefSeq and is a predicted model, not a curated record. Bases 1 to 294 code for a protein of 97 amino acids.